CGUCUCUCUUUUUAAUUUUUCUUUUUUUCUUUCUUUUCCCCUCUCUCUCUCUCACUCUCCCUGUUUUCUCUGCUGUUUCCUUCCAUGGCUGUUUGAGGGAGAAAAAGUGACAUUUUUAUCUACUCUUGCGUGUAUUGAGAGAGCUGGAGAUAGAUUUUGCGCCUAAAAUUUAGGGUUCUCCUCUUAGUUUUUGUUUAAGCAGUGAAGAAGAGGAAGAGAAAGAGGCGAGGCAGGGGAAGGAAAGGGAACACACAAGCAGACACAGAGACGAAGAGCGAGAGAGAGAGGGAGGGAGGGGAAACAAUGCCGGCGUUGAGGUAUUUAGAUUGGUUUCUCUUCUCUCUCAGCAGAGCUUUUUGUAGUCCUCUCGCUAUUUUCAUUCAGAUCCAGCUGCUUCAUUUGUUAUGGCAUUGGAAGUGAACUAGGUGGGGAAGGGUGGUUGCUAGCAGAAAGUGGGGAAUGAUUGAUUAUAUGCUACUGGAUGGAACUAGGCAAGGAAUGGUCAAAUGAUGUUUUUGAAGCAUUUGAUGAACUUAUAUUGCACUAAAGGGAUGUGUGAUCUGCCUAGCACUUGCCAUUGGGUGGGCUUUUGCUGCUUUUGUCAGAAAUAGAGAGAUCAAGCGGAUGAAGAAUAGUAUGAGAGCUGGCAAUAGCUUUGCAUUUCUUUUUCAUGAUAUUACUGAACUGGAGCACUCAAAUCAGGUCAAUCUGCCUCGAGUUACUGUUGUUAUGCCUUUAAAGGGGUUUGGAGAACACAACUUACAUAAUUGGAGAAGUCAGAUAACAUCUCUCUAUGGUGGUCCUCUAGAAUUCCUUUUUGUGGUGGAAAGUACAGAAGACCCAGCAUACCAUGCUAUAUCUCGCUUAGUAACUGAAUUUAAGGAUGAUGUUGAUGCUAGAGUUAUUGUAGCUGGUUUGUCAACAACUUGUAGUCAGAAAAUCCACAACCAGUUGUUUGGUGUAGAGAAAAUGCAUAAAGACAGCAAGUAUGUAUUAUUUUUGGAUGAUGAUGUUAGACUGCACCCUGGUUCAAUUGGAGCCCUGACUGCUGAAAUGGAAAAAACCCCUGAGAUAUUUAUUCAAACUGGGUACCCUCUUGAUCUGCCUUCGGGGAGUUUAGGAAGCUAUUGCAUCUAUGAAUAUCACAUGCCUUGUUCAAUGGGCUUUGCCACUGGUGGGAAAACAUUCUUUCUUUGGGGCGGGUGCAUGAUGAUGCAUGCUGAUGAUUUUAGAUAUGACCGCUAUGGUGUGGUAUCAGGACUACGAGAUGGUGGAUACUCGGAUGAUAUGACUUUUGCAGCUAUAGCUGGGGCUCAUAAGAGGCUUAUUACAUCACCUCCAGUUGCUGUUUUUCCUCACCCACUUGCUAGUGAUCUUAGUUUUUCGAGGUACUGGAAUUACUUGAGGAAGCAAACAUUUGUCUUGGAAUCAUAUACAACAAAGGUUAAUUGGAUAAUGAACCGUGCAUUAUUUUCUUCCCACUGCUACUUGUCAUGGGGGUUUGUGGCGCCAUACCUUAUGGCUAUGACUCAUGUUGCAGCUGCACUCCGAAUCUAUAUCCGAGGAUAUGCACACGAGGAAACAAUCUUUGUUUCCAACGGGUUGUUACUGGUCACCGGCCUAGCUGUGUGCACUUUUAUAGAACUUUUCUCAAUGUGGAAUUUGACGAGAAUAGAAGUUCAACUAUGCAACAUGCUAUCCCCUGAGGCACCUCAACUCUCUCUUGCUACUUAUAACUGGGUCCUUGUAUUCAUUGCAAUGCUGGUGGAUAACUUCCUAUACCCCAUAUCUGCAUUCCGUUCACACUUUUCUCAGUCUAUAAAUUGGUCUGGUAUUCGGUACCACUUGAAGAAUGGGAAAAUAUACAAGAUCGAAAGAAGCAAGGGUAAAGGCCCAAUUUACACGGACUUGGGAGGAAAACAUUUAUACGGGAAGAAAGGAGCUCCUCCAAAAACCUCUUUCCUUGGCUCUUUGGUAAAGAGUUUGGCACAGUGGCGACAGCCUAAGAAGUUUGAUGGCUAGAAACUGGCCCUAAAGGCUGAAAUCUCGGGACUUUUCCGGCUUUUGAAGGACCCAAUGGACCGUUAGGGUUUUGGGAGCAGAAUUCUUGGUGUAUUGUGGUACUCUCGAAUAGGUUGGCCAGCACAUUAUUGAUUUGAUUUUAGAGAUUUAGGAAUUUUUAGCCUCAUUUUUUAAAUAGAUCUCCAUUCAAUCAAUCUUUAUUCUUCAAUUUAGGCCAUCUUGUUGCCUUGGGCUGAUUUUGUAAUUUGUGGUGACAUUUGUUGUGUAAGCUAUGUAAUUUAUACAGUUUAAUAGCAAAUGUGAGUCUGCAGUAUUUCAAA
Manihot esculenta (cassava) is the source of this 2342-nucleotide messenger RNA. RefSeq lists its product as uncharacterized. Gene Ontology annotation, cellular component: membrane. The record is from RefSeq and is a predicted model, not a curated record. Gene Ontology annotation, molecular function: ceramide glucosyltransferase activity. Gene Ontology annotation, biological process: glucosylceramide biosynthetic process. Bases 625 to 2022 code for a protein of 465 amino acids. The transcript has 15 exons. NCBI's taxonomy places the organism in Eukaryota, Viridiplantae, Streptophyta, Magnoliopsida, Malpighiales, Euphorbiaceae.